Molecule: messenger RNA, 1229 nt
Organism: Eucalyptus grandis
Lineage: Eukaryota; Viridiplantae; Streptophyta; Magnoliopsida; Myrtales; Myrtaceae
Product: cytokinin riboside 5'-monophosphate phosphoribohydrolase LOG3
Exons: 7
Coding region: 364-1020 (218 amino acids)
Biological process (GO): cytokinin biosynthetic process
Cellular component (GO): cytosol; nucleus
Molecular function (GO): hydrolase activity, hydrolyzing N-glycosyl compounds
Source: RefSeq, a predicted model, not a curated record
GAGAGAGAGAGAGAGAGAGAGAGGCAGAGAGAGGGUCAGUGAAUAGGGGAGUGAGAGCGAGUGUGACAGAGUAGCAGUAGCUGUGUUGGUCACACCGCAACGAGGUUGUAUGCGAGCGUCUACUUGAUUCUUGAUCUCUUUCCCGUCUUGUACCCAUUGUUUCCCCUCUUUUUAUACGCAUCCCUCAGGAAUCACGCACACGCAUACACGGAGAGAUACCCGGGUCGAGGGAGAUUCUUUCCCAUUCCGAAGAGCGAAACCGUUUCCCAUUUUUUUUCUCUCCUUCUCUUUUUACCAAGCUCCGGCACCACAGAAUCGACCCAGAACAGAGUGUCUAGCUUUCAUACACAGGGGAGCCUCGAAAUGGAGGUAGAGGGUGAGAUAAAACUGUCCAAGUUCGGAAGGAUUUGCGUCUUCUGUGGGAGUAGCCAGGGGAAGAAGAGCAGCUAUCAGGAUGCCGCUAUUGAGCUGGGCAGAGAACUGGUGUCGAGGAACAUUGAUCUGGUCUAUGGUGGAGGUAGCAUAGGCCUCAUGGGCUUGGUCUCGCAAGCUGUUCAUGAUGGCGGUCGGCACGUCAUUGGAGUCAUUCCCAAGACGCUCAUGCCCCGAGAGUUAACUGGUGAGACAGUAGGAGAGGUUAAGGCAGUCGCGGAUAUGCAUCAAAGAAAAGCAGAGAUGGCUAAGCAUUCAGAUGCUUUUAUUGCCUUGCCUGGGGGUUAUGGAACCUUGGAAGAGCUGCUUGAAGUGAUCACCUGGGCCCAGCUUGGCAUUCACGAUAAGCCGGUGGGAUUGCUUAAUGUGGAUGGAUACUACAAUUCCUUGCUCUCAUUCAUCGACAAAGCUGUAGAGGAGGGGUUCAUCAGUCCGAGUGCUCGUCAAAUCAUCGUGUCAGCCCCUACAGCCAAGGAAUUAGUGAAGAAAUUGGAGGAAUAUGUGCCAUGUCAUGAAAGAGCAAUCUCAAAGUUGAAUUGGGAGGUUGAGCAGCUUGACUAUUCUCAAGACUAUGAUAUUUCUAGGUGACAAAUUUGGGUCUCACAGUGCCACUAGGGAAAGUUGAGAGAAGAAUUUAUAGACAUGAAAAGUAGAAGAAAGGAACUAAUUUGGAAUAUCUUGGCGGUUUUUCCAGUUGAGAAAAAUCCUUCUUGUUUUUGUAAAUUCACUUGCACUUUGACUAUGAUAUGUGAAGCUUCGUAUUCCCUUGAAAUGAAGAUAUCUUGAUUUUGGUUUCC